This is a messenger RNA of Lolium perenne, 1660 nucleotides long. Its product is annotated as phosphatidate cytidylyltransferase 1-like. Gene Ontology annotation, cellular component: endoplasmic reticulum membrane. Gene Ontology annotation, molecular function: phosphatidate cytidylyltransferase activity. Lineage: Eukaryota; Viridiplantae; Streptophyta; Magnoliopsida; Poales; Poaceae. The record is from RefSeq and is a predicted model, not a curated record.
CGGCCGGUCGCCCGCCGCCAGGCUCCUCCGCUUCCCUUCCAGACCCGACGGCAGCGAUGCAGAGGGAGACGACCUCUAGCGAUGUUUCUUCCUCUUCUUCUUCUCCUUCGCAUGGAGGGCGUGUUAGGCAUCGGAGACGCCCUACUGAGGUUACGGCCGAUGGGAACAAAGCCAACGGACCGGCUUUGCUUGUCAGCGAUCAAAACAAGUAUAAGUCGAUGCUUAUCCGUACAUAUUCUACCAUGUGGAUGAUUGGAGGCUUCGCCUUCCUAGUUUAUAUGGGUCAUCUUUAUAUCUGGGCCAUGGUGGUUGUCAUUCAAAUAUUCAUGGCGAUGGAGCUUUUCAACCUACUCAGAAAAUCCAGUGAAGAGAAACAGUUGCCAGGGUUCCGGCUGCUGAACUGGCACUUCUUCUUCACGGCAAUGUUGUUUACAUAUGGGCGCUUUCUUAGUCGGGAGCUUGUUAACACGGUAUCUUCAGAUCACUUGCUGUUUAAGCUCGUCAGCGGCCUAAUAAAAUAUCAGAUGAUUAUUUGCUAUUCCCUUUAUAUUACAGGAUUUGUAUGGUUUAUUUUGACUUUGAAGAAAAAGGCAUACAAGUAUCAGUUCAAACAGUAUGCCUGGACGCACAUGAUCCUUUUAACUGUUUUUGCGCAAUCUUCUUUCACAGUGGCAAAUAUAUUUGAAGGAAUGUUCUGGUUUCUUCUUCCUGCUUCGCUCAUUGUGAUCAAUGAUAUUGCUGCCUAUUUAUUUGGGUUCUUUCUCGGGCGAACACCAUUGAUCAAGUUAUCUCCAAAGAAAACAUGGGAAGGUUUUAUUGGUGCAUCAGUGACAACUAUCAUCUCUGCUUUUCUGUUAGCAAAUGUAAUGGGUCGCUUCCAGUGGUUUACAUGCCCAAGAAAGGACCUGUCGACAGGGUGGCUUAGUUGUGAUCCGGGGCCUAUGUUUAAGCCAGAGCAUUAUUAUUUGGGAGAUUGGGUGCCACUGUGGUUUCCAUGGAAAGAAGUUUUCCUUUUGCCCGUGCAGUGGCAUGCUUUAGCCCUUGGUUUGUUUGCAUCGAUCAUUGCACCAUUUGGUGGAUUUUUCGCAAGUGGAUUCAAGAGGGCUUUUAAAAUAAAGGAUUUUGGAGACAGUAUACCUGGACAUGGUGGGAUUACUGACCGAAUGGAUUGUCAAAUGGUUAUGGCGGUUUUUGCAUACAUAUACCACCAGUCAUUCAUCUCGCCCCACAAUUUCUCCGUCGACGCAAUCUUGGAUCAGAUCAUAAGAAACCUGACCUACGAGGAGCAGAAGUCCUUGUACCAGCAACUCGGGGAGAUCUUCCAACAAGGCAACUCAUGCAAAGCUGAGAUACCGUGUUCUUGCUUAUGACAGCGACACAGUACAAUAGGCUGGCUGUGUAUGUGUAUUUAUUCGUGCGCUCAGUUCGCCAGUAUGAAUGUAGCUGUAGAUUCAUCAUCAUGUACAGCAUCAUAGACAUAGCUCCUCUGUACCCUUUGUGAUGGGGAGAUGGUGUUCUUGAUCCAAAACAUUUGUACAGAAUGGAUGGGAUGGAUUGUGUGGUUGAUGGGGGCUAAUUACCCCCUAUUCUCCCCCAGUUAUUGAUUUAUUUGUUAUCCUCUGACCUAAUACUCCUUAAAGUUAUCGGAGGUUGGAGGCCA